AUGGCCAUUCCGCCCACAAAUCAGAUAGACGACAAACUCUCCUCCCUUUGGCACGCCGCAUGCACUGACUACGCCAAUGAAACCGGGACUAUGCUCGGCGAUGAGGAACUGCGCAGCCUCCGUGGCCCCGAAGACCUCUCGCGGCAGCUAGACAAUGAAAAGAACAAUUUCGAGGACUUUCGCGUGAAGCGACGCCCACUCCUUCAUGCGAUGCAGACUGUGCUCGCCCCCUUUGAGAGUUGGGGCGAUCUUAUCGCGGGCGCUGCGGCUGCGGCAUUCCCACCGGCGUCUUCGAUCAUGGGGGCGAUGUUGCUGCUUGUCCGUGGGGCAAGAAGAGUAAGCGAGGCGUUUGAUAUGAUUAUGGAUUUGUUUCGCAAGCUAGGCCAUUUUGCACUGCGGUUGGACUCGUACAAGGGCGUGCCCCUGAGUGAGGGGAUGAAGGUGAUUAUUGUCAAGGUCUUGGUGAACUUCCUGCGUGUCUGUGCCAUGUCACAAAAACUGUUGCGCAAAGGGUCUCUGAAAACUAGACUGUCAAAGUGGGUGAAGAAUGCGAUCAUGGAGGAUACGGAGGUUAGUUCGCUCCUAGGCGAGCUGGAGGAGCUGACGAGCCAAGAGCAUAUGAUGGUUUCGGCGCAUGGGCUGAAGAUCACCCAUCAGGCGCUCAGGAAUACGGAAGAGUUACUCGAGAGAGAUGAUCGCAGGCGCGAUCAGGAGAAAUUAGAGAAGGUAAAGGCUGCCCUACAACCAGUAUCCGCGUCGAGCCAGGUUUUCUCGUUCAUCAACGAGAAUCGUAUACCUGGGUCAGGGAGCUGGAUAGAGGACAUGCUUCGAACAUGGUGGCAAGGAACUCGGCCUCUUCUUUGGCUUCAUGGAGGUCCUGGAGUGGGCAAGUCACAUCUCGCAUCCAAAAUUAUCACGGGCCUUGCAAGUGGAGAGUUCUCUGGCCCUGCCCCUCUGGUGGCGUCUUUCUUCUGCAGGAACAACGACGUUGAUCUACGCUCUAUCAACAAGGCUUUGCGCACUUUGGCAUGGCAGGUUGCCACGCAGAGCCCAAGCUUCGCAACUCAGGUGGAGGAGUUCUGUUUGAAAGAAGACACUGAAAAUACCUAUAUCUUGUGGAGAAAGCUGCUGCUCGAACACCUCGCUGAGAUGCCAUCAGCAGAGACGUGCUUCGUCAUCGAUGGUCUCGAUGAGGCAGAGCCGGAGGAACUGGAUGUCCUUCUUAGCCUACUGGGGAAAACUUUCUCAGAAGGUGACCCGGAGACAAGGCCAACCUUACGAAUUGUACUGCUGAGCAGGGACUCGGUGCGCCCCGUGCUCGAAGGACAUUCACUGGACUGGAUUCCCGAUAUUGAAGUCGGCAAUAAUGAGAACAAGGAUGAUCUUCACGAAUAUGUCUCUGAAAAACUACGGACGACUAGAUUGUUUUGCUCGGCACCUGACCUACGAGAGGAGAUUGUCCAGGAGAUCAGCCGGGAAGCUGAAGGUCUCUGGGAAUGGGCCAAUCUGGUCAUUAAAGCUGUCCUGCGCUGUCGGACCAAGGAGCAGAUUCACAAAGUGAUCAAGACUACCCCGCGGGGAAUCAGCGCAAUGUUAAGCCAAGAGCUACAGCGCUUGAGCAGAGAGCUGUCACUGUCAGACGAAGCGUCCUAUGGUGAAUACUCCAGCGAGGAAACUGCGACGCAGAUUGACCAAUUGAAUGUCCUUCUCUCUUUCGUGACGCUCGCACAAAAGCCGUUGAAAGUGCAGCAGCUCGAUAUAAUCCUGCAGAUCAUCUUCAAAGAAGAAGUUUUGAACCUGGAGGAUGAUAUCCGCAGCUCAUACUCAUCACUCUUUCAAAUCCGACAUACCGUCAACGAAUAUAACUCCGAGGAGAAUGUUGUGAUCCUACGCCAUAGCUCAUUUUACGAGUAUUUCAGGACAUUGCGGAACCCCGGGCCGAUCCAUGUCAAUCUGGAACAAACUGAAGCCAACUUCCUAUACGUUAUCCUUCACACAUUCCGAGAGAUCCACAAGCCAAAGUGGGACAGAGCCAUCGAAGACAUGUACCUGCUCAGACCUUAUGCUGAUAAAUUCCUACCCUGGCAUUUGAUGCGCGCCAAUCCUGAAGCGGCAGGGAAGCGACGUGAAGAUAUUUCAACACUCUUUGAAAAUUUGUUCAUCGAAGAAGAAUAUAUGACCUGGUUAGUUGAGGUCGAACAAAUAAGGAACUAUGCCAAGUACUGCUUCUAUCCUUCGUCUCGUGUAUCGGACACCGGGGAGUUCUGGCUGUAUGCCGAAGAUCGGAUCACUGCAAAUAGGAGAGCAGAGUUGGUCCUGAACUGGCUUCUUCCAGAGACGAAACAACGAUUCAAAGACAAUGCUCGUUCGUCGGAAGAGGCAAGCGACAUAUGCCCGUUUACGGUGCUCUUCUCCUUCAUGGUGAGGAGCUGGUUCCGUCUUUGGCUAGCCCCAGAUGAACUCAAAGAGGGAGACGGCUGGCCUGCUGCCCUCCCACGUCUGUUGAAAUUAUAUGCAGCAAUGGCGGCCGUGGAUAAGGGAUCGGACGAAAACGACGAAAUCAAAAAACUCCUAGGAAUGACCUGGGGCAACACUGACGUGUCCGUAAUCAUGGACGCCGCUGAGUUACAUAAGUUUGAGCACACAGCGAUGUGGCAUGCCCGAGUCGCUCAGGCGUUACUCAUGGAAUACCACCAUCGAGAAGCGCGUGAUCAAUUUCACGUCAUACUUGACGAUACUAGAAUGUCUGAUACCCUUGCCAAGCAAGCCCUCUCUGUCGUGCAUAGGGACUUGGCUCGCGCAUGUACUGAGAUAGGGAGACACGAGGAGGCAUUGAACCAUAUAGAACUCGCUGAAUUAACAAGGCUGUCGAGAGACUAUGAUCGUUCGGACGAGUAUCGAGUGGGUCGAUUGCUGAACUUGGCGCAAAUGAAGUAUCGUGCAAAGCAAAGAGACAGUGCGAUCUCCACUGCAAAUGAAGCUUGGCAAGAGGAGCUGUCGAGAACGAAGGAUGAAUGGCGGUAUCCAGACAUUCUUUCGUUCUUCGAUAUUUUCCUAGAGCUGCAGCAGCUACAUCGUCUUGGGUCCGUUUUAGACUAUGCCGCCGAGCUGUUUGAAGAGACCAAUUCGGAAAGACCGAGGAACAUGAAUUUCGCAGACUACAUUUUUGAAAGCUUCACCCGACAACCGCACACCAUGUACAGGGUGUUUCAGAUUGUUUUGAAAGAGGACGAUGAGGAUCGCCUGGCUCAUCUUGAAACGGUUAUGAAGAGAAUCGAUACCGUACCUAAAGAGGAUCGUAACAUCGCUAACCUGAAAUAUCUAAUUGCAACUGUGCUAUUCGACAAAGGACAGUUAGGUCUGGGGGUUCAAGGCUGGUGUCAGGUUCUCACCAACGCCUAUCGUCCUGCUAGCACCACUUGGGAUGCCGAAAACGAUCGCGGGCGCUCACUGGCCCACCUGGUGGAAUUGUGCCUGAGCGACGCUGAUAUCCCUUUCUGUGAGAGUUUCCCGAUCAUGUUGGAGGCUUCGGCUGAGUCGGGCGAUGCCUGCUUGGUUAUAUCAAGCUGGCUUCGGAACCACGGGGAUCUCAACAAUGCCAGACAUUCUCUACGCGGUCGCGUUAAAGCAUGCGUUGCCUUAUUAUCAGACGAUGAUGCUACCAACGACGAGAACGCCUUCCUGGCUCUUUUCAAGACGUUUCUGGUCGAUCCCGGUAGCGAGGAAGAUCUUGGUGCAGCUUUAUAUUGGAUCAGGCAAGACAACGAGCGGUUAAUUGAGGGAUACUAUUACGGCGAGCAUGAUGCAGGGGAAUCGAAAGACGAGGCGGGGCUAUUGGACUCGCUGGGCAAAACGAACUUAAUAGACGACGGCGAAGACAUGAAUUCCACCGACAGUCUUCAUGCCUUGGACAUCUGGUUCACAUGCGAUCCGUUGACAAGGUGCUCGAUAUGCGCGCGGGAGAUAACAAGUAUCCAUGGCUGGUACUAUUGUCGCUCUUGCUCGUAUAAGACCUGCUGCGGAGAGUGCUCCGGCAAAUAUCGGGGGGUUACCGACAGCUCUGGUCUAUCCAAAUUUCCUGGUAUUUGCGAUGAUGAACAUGAUUUCUUCUAUACCGGUGGGCCUAUUCGAACGGCAGAGCGUGUUCCGGAAGGCAUGGUCCCGGCGGUAUCUUCAGAUGGGGAUAUGAAUGCCAUUUGGAUUGAGGACUGGAAGGAUGGGCUUGUGGAAAAGUGGGAGACUACGGAUUUCACCUUCGACGGGGGGUUGUCAGCUUGGUGCAUGCGUGUUUUGCCGGAGCCACAGAGGACACGUUGGGCUAAAAUGUUCAAAGUUUGA
Messenger RNA from Penicillium cataractarum, 4338 nucleotides. RefSeq names its product NACHT domain protein. The transcript has a single exon. NCBI's taxonomy places the organism in Eukaryota, Fungi, Ascomycota, Eurotiomycetes, Eurotiales, Aspergillaceae. The coding region runs from base 1 to 4338 and encodes 1445 amino acids. The record is from RefSeq and is a predicted model, not a curated record.